Molecule: messenger RNA, 1008 nt
Organism: Closterium sp. Yama58-4
Lineage: Eukaryota; Viridiplantae; Streptophyta; Zygnematophyceae; Desmidiales; Closteriaceae
Source: the annotation of a GenBank genome assembly
AUGGACCUCGCUUGGCGGUACUCCGCGCAUACCGCUGCGCAGUUCCGCGCGCCAGAUCGCGGGCAGCUUGCGCUGGUCGACGGCCCGCGCACUCUGCGCGCCUCCCGCGGGUUGCGCGGAGCGUCUUCUUUCCGCGCACCUGCGGGAAAUCUCGCGAAGAGGAACGCUCGAGCGCGCACCAGCAGAUCUCCGACCUCGCGCACGCGCGCAGAAUCAGGGAGCGCAACGGAAAUGGCGGACGCGGAAGCGGCGGCGGAGGCGGAAACAAGCGACGCCGCGUGGCGGGAGGCGGCGCGGGUGGGCGAGGAGAUUAAAGCGUGCUACGAAGUGGUGGAGCGCAUGGGGCGCGGGUUCGUGUACCUGGGGUCGUCUCGCGUGGCGGAGGACCACCCCUUCUUCCGCCAGUCAAUGGCGCUCAGCCGCGAGAUAGCGGAGCAGUACAGCAGCACCACAUGGUCGGGCAUUGGGCCUGGCCUCAUGGAUGCCGUUGCCCUUGGCGCACAGGCUGUCAACAGGCCAGUGGCGGGCUUUAAGAUAGUAUCAGAGGCGCGCCAAGCCCAGGGUGCCUUUGUGCACCCCUGGCUCCCCGCUCACUCCUACGUCACCUGCCAGUCCGUGUUAGCGCGCAAGCAGGGCUUUCUCAUGGCGGGGAGUCGAGCCACAGAGGCACACGUGGCAGGCUUCAUUGCCCUGCCCGGCGGUGUGGGAACACUCGAUGAAAUUCUCGACUUCCUCGCUCUGCGGCAGCUGGGAGUAGGGGCAGGGGCACCAGGAGAAGGGUCUCUGGGUGUGGGCUCGAGUCAGGGUUUGUCGAGGAAGCGGUGCCAAGCACUCCCGGUGCCGUUCCUGCUGAUGGAUUACGAGGGUUGCUACCAGCCGUUGCUGGCUUGCAUGCAGGAGAUGCAACGCUGGGGAUUGGUGGAUGAAGGGGAGGUGGAGUCCCUUUGGCAUGUUUGCACGACUAAUGACGAGGCCUUGGACUUCCUCCGACGGUUUUAUUGUCGAUGA